AUGCGACCACAAAAAACAAAGACACGGACGCGUCCGAGUCCGAAGCGGCGAACUUCCGGUGUUUCCUCGCCGCCGGCAAUGAAGCAUCAGUCUUCGCCCGUCGAAGGGAGAGAGGCUGGGUCAAGUUUAGAGAGCACCAAUCUCCGUAAGCCACCUUUUGGGUCACCUAAAGGCGAUAGGCUGUCGCCAGCGUUCCCUGGCGUCUCACACAGAGGAGAAGAGGGAAGGAGUCGAGAAGCAGAAGGUUCUUCGUCUGUCCUAAUAGCUGAAGACGCGGCAGCAGAAGGGGAGAAAGGAGAGGAGGAAAUGGAAGACCAGCCAAGUGGCGCGAUGUGUCAUGAUGGAGAAGUGAAUGAGCAGAUGCAGAGAGACGAAUGCGAGGCGAAAGAUGAAGCAGAGAGCGAGGAGAGAAGGACAUCACCGCUGUCCUUCUGUGAGCGUCUGACCUCGAGGUUGCGAGAGAAAGCAGAAAGGGUCCUGUUCAAGGCAGACGAAGAGUGGGCGAUGCAAGAAGAGACCUUCGAAGGCCGGGUCAAAAUGCGGAGUCUCGCAGCGCGGGAGGAACUGAAGGAAAGAGAGGCGACUCUGAGAGCGCUACAGGAAGUCUUGAAAGAGAAACUCAACGAACAGAUUCAGUGGAGAAAGAAACAGCUUCUGCGAGUUCGCGCCUUCCAGGAGCGCGUGAGAGAAGAAGUGGCGCCUGUCGCAGAGAAAGGCGACGAGGGAGAGACACCUGAGUCAGCUCCGGAGUCUGGAGGUGUAAAGAAAAAAGACAAGUCAGGGGGAACUCGGGACAUGAGAGGGUCUCCCAAGACCUUGUCUUCUACCUCGUCCACUCACGGCGCAAAGGCGGUUUCUCGCGCUGCGAAAACACCCACGCAUGCAGCUGGAAACUCGAAUUCCUCGCAUGGAGGAAAUGCCAGUUCGGCAGCGGCUUCACCCUGCGCCGGCGCCUCUUCUUCAAACGGGAAGAACGGACGAUCUACGCUGCUCAAGGGACGACGAGGUGGGGAAGAAGAGAGGCCUUUCGCGUGUGUUGCUGCAAACACAGAAGAACCUAGAGACAAAGACGAAGAACACCAACGUCUUGCUGAGGCAGCGACUGCAGACCUCUUCUUUUUCUCCGAUGACGAAGAAGGGCGAGAAGGGUGCACGAGCGGAGACUUCGAGACAGCCGGGAAAGUGGGGCAAGAAGCAAACGGAGAGGACAAAGAGGCCGGACGAGCUUCAGAUCACGCAAGUGUCUCCAGGACAGAACAAAGGAAGAAAGAUGACUUUUGGACGAAGGAGGCCCUCGAUGAAAACCUAAAGAGCGCCCAACAACUCCUUCGGGAAAUGCGAGUUGUGGUCACGCAGCUUGCUGCAGAGCUUGAGGCGAUCGAGGCAAGCCAGACACGGAAUUUCCAGACUGCAAAAAACGGAGACAAACACGAAAAUCCCAUGGGCGAAAAGAGACCUCUCAGAGGAGACCGAGGACCGGGACUCUGCGAAUCAAACCACAGGGACAUUGAAGCAGUCCAUAGAGAGAGGAAGAAAAACAUAUUCAAAGGGAAAUUAAUCGAACAAAAACACAGAGUAGAAGAAGCCGACGUGGAGAGGGCGAAUGAUGAAGAGAGUGGCACUAAGAAACGCACAAAUCACCACACCGCAAUUCGCGAAGCUGUGAUGACACUGCGUAAGGACGACGACUUCACAGCUCCUCCAGAGAGGCAAUCCAUGGAGAAGCAAAUGCAGGAAAAAGAAAAGUCGCUUUCUGUCAAACGACACGAUGUGAUCCACGAAGCUCUGGAUUGUCAGCCCGCUUCAGUAACUCCCGAGAAGGUGACCCGCUGGCUGGGGCGCCUUGACUGCAUUCGCCAAGCCGGAGAGGCUUGGAUGCGAAACCUUUCCGGGGACUUUAUUGACUUAAAAGAGAUCCAGAGGCGCAGAUGUGAAGAAUUAAUUCACAAGUGUGCAGAGAGGGUGGCACACUUCAACGCCCGCAUUCUCUGGGGAGCGUGCGAAACCGCCAGCGAGGUUGCGGCGCAGCUUCUUGAACCGCUUCAACACAAACACUUGGAGGAACUGCAGACAGAUUUGAAUGCAUUAGCGUCACGAAUGGAAAAAAGACAGCAAGAAGAGCACCGUGUGUGCCUUCGCCUCUUGACAUUUCUCUCGCAAGUUGCGUCAUUCCUCGCCUCUUUUCGGGACUCUCACCAGGUCCUGAACAGCAGCCACAGGCGUGUCGCGAUGGAUGCCUCCAAAGAGUUUGUCAAUGCAAAUCGACGGCAAGCAUCCGUCAUUCUCGCUCUUCGGGAAGAGAUGAAGACAGCUGCAACUCUCGCCGACUUGGAUGCACUGAAGAACAAAGCGGAGGAGGAACUGAAGACUCUGGAGGGUCUGGUUCGCGCAGGGGUGAAGCGGAUCGGUUCACUUGGUCAAUCCUUUCUCCCGCAAACUCAGGAAAGACGGCGAACGGAACUGGCGAAGCUGUUGGAUCUGUGGAGUCUCGCGCCAGUCUCUGAGGAACAGCAGAAAAAGCAUUUGGCUCUCGUAGAGGAGCGGGAGAAGAAGGAAGCAAGCCACGGAAGCGAGGCUUCUUUCGAACUUCUCGCAGAUUCACAAGAGGCCGUCGGCCCUUCUUCCGCGGAAAUAGGAAAACAAGAGUCGAUCAGAAGUGCACAAGAGAGAGAGACAGAGGCGUCUUCUUCUCCAGCUUCUCCAGCACGCGGAAGUUUGGCAAGACAGCGGCCUCUCUCCAACACCGCGGCCAAGGCUCUCAGAGGAGGCGAGAAAAAAGCCGAAAGUGCCAACGGGAGAAAGCUAAAUGUCUCUGCGACGCACGCAGGCAGCGACCGGAGAUCAGGAGCCUCAAGUCUUAGCAGAGAAAUGGAAAGCGCGGGUGGCGGCAAAGGCGGCGUUCACGGUGGCAGCAACGGCGAUCGAGAAGAAGGCAAAAAAAGAGAUAAAGUUGGAAAACGCGAAGUUUACGAAGACGAGAUCGACCUCGACAAGAACAUUUGGUGA
Messenger RNA from Toxoplasma gondii ME49, 3006 nucleotides. RefSeq lists its product as hypothetical. Lineage: Eukaryota; Apicomplexa; Conoidasida; Eucoccidiorida; Sarcocystidae. The record is from RefSeq and is a predicted model, not a curated record. Bases 1 to 3006 code for a protein of 1001 amino acids. The transcript has 6 exons.